AUGAGCGGAAGCAGCUACUGCAUUAUUGGGGCUGGAAUGGCCGGCAUUGCAGCGGCUCGGCGCGUACUGGAGCUCGGGGCCCAGGUGACCAUUUUCGAACGGAUGGACCAGAUCGGAGGCACGUGGAUAUACUCGGACGAGGUGGGGACCGAUCGAUAUGGGCUUCCGGUUCACACCAGUAUGUACCGUGGACUGCGCACCAAUCUGCCGAAGGAGGUGAUGGGUUAUCCUGACUUCCCUGUACCGCCGCAAACGGAUUCGUACAUCGUGUCCGACGACAUCUUAUCGUUUUUGAAACUAUAUGCCGAUCGUUACGAUGUGAAACGCCACAUACGCUUCAACCACCACGUAACUCAAGUGCAUCCGAUCGACGAAAGCCGUUGGCUUGUCGAAGUGGAAGAUCUGACACAGAGCAGAUCGAAGUGCACGUACCGUUUUGAUUUCAUCUUCAUUUGCAACGGACACUAUCACACACCGAGCAUUCCAACGAUCAGUGGCCACGAUCGGUUCCGUGGUCAACAACUACACAGCCAUGAUUACCGUUGUGCGGAUCAUUACAAAGACAAAGCGGUUCUCGUGAUCGGCGCGGGUCCUUCCGGAAUGGAUAUAGCGCUGGAGUUAGCGAAGCAGGCCAAACGGGUUACCAUCAGCCACCAUAUGGAUCGGUUAACGUUUCCGUUUCCGGACAACCUGACGCAGCAGUUCGACGUGGACGCUCUGACGGAGACCGGUGCCCGGUUCACGAACGGCGACGAGAUGGCGUUCGACGUGGUGCUGUACUGUACCGGCUUUCGGUACAGUUUUCCUUUCCUGGCCCCGGACUGUGGCAUCCGCGUUGAGGACAAUCACGUUCAACCGCUCUACAAACACUGCAUCAACAUCAAUCACCCGUCGAUGGCCUUCAUCGGGCUUCCGUUCUAUGUGUGCGCGGCUCAGAUGAUGGACCUGCAAGUGCGCUUCUGUUUGCAGUUCUUCACCGGGCACCGCCAGCUACCGUCCCGCAGCUUCAUGGCGGCCGAUAUGGAGACGGAAAUGGAGGACCGCCGACGGCGGGGCUUCAAGCGGCGCCAUGCGCACAUGAUGGGACCGGAGCAGGGACGGUACUACGAAGAUCUGGCGCGGACGGCCGACAUCGAGCCGAUCGCGCCGGUCAUGACGAAACUGCACAACGAAAGCAGCCAACGCUUUGUGGACGAUCUGAUCCACUUUCGGGAGGACGUGUUUGCCAUAGUGGAUGACGAAACCUUCGUGGCCUUGUAGAACUCUUCUUAGGGUGGAUGUUUCCAUUGGAGAAUCAUUGUGAAAAACAAACACGGAGGUCUGAUCAACCGGAUCCGACCUGAGCUUGGUAAAAGAAUAGAGAGGCUUUUUGUCAGUCGUUUUGAAAUAGAGCGAUGGCUCUUAAGCUAUUGCAACAGCAUCGGAAUGCUAGCAUCUUCUGAAACUCUGGACACUUUCGGAGAUGUUCAGGUUUGGACGACAUAGCAUAUUUGGUUGGAACCCAUGUGACCUACUGCUUACCUUUUAUCCGCAGAUCUGGAUCAUCUCCGCUUUAGGAUUUUAUUUCUCAAAAAUGCAAGAAUUCAAAAUCUGCACAAAAAGGCACUCAAGCACACAUUUAUGCAACAGAUUGAUAAUUUCAGUUCAAACUUAUUUCCAAUAAUGGGUCUCUGUGCAAUCCGAGUAUUUACGCCGAAACUGAAAUCCUAAUCCCGAAUGGCAAGAGGCGAUUGUUAAAAUCUUUUGAAUUGGAAAUUAUUUUUUAAGUAAGACAACAACACUAAAUAUUCUUGCUGGGUCUAUUUGCAUAUUGCGUAGAGAAAGGAUUUCUUAGAUAUCUUCGUUACAGAAAUAUUAACAAAACAUAAUAAAAUUAGCAUUU
Molecule: messenger RNA, 1882 nt
Organism: Anopheles bellator
Lineage: Eukaryota; Metazoa; Arthropoda; Insecta; Diptera; Culicidae
Product: senecionine N-oxygenase-like
Exons: 2
Coding region: 1-1260 (419 amino acids)
Molecular function (GO): N,N-dimethylaniline monooxygenase activity; NADP binding; flavin adenine dinucleotide binding
Source: RefSeq, a predicted model, not a curated record